AUGAAGCCCUCGAUGAUUGUUAUUUAUGUUAUCUCUCUGGCGAUCGCCGUCGGUGGAGAGUUCAUGAUACGCGGCAAAGUAAGAAAAAGAUACACAUCACACCGGCGGCAUCGAGCUGUCCUGCCGCCAUGCAAUUUCAAUGAGACUAUUGUCAAUGAUGAGUGGUCAUUGAUGGAAGCGAUAGGAAAAUCAAAGUUUAUAUUUACGGGUAAAGUCUUAAAUGUGAGAAAGUUUCGUUCGGACGACCAAAAGACAAGAAAGAAAUCUAAUUUGUACACAGUGUAUCUUCGGAGACUGUUAAAGGGAAACAUUAGUGAACUGAGAAAUUUUGUUAAGUUGGAAGGCUCGGAGGAUAGUUUGACUGGUUCUACAUUGAUGGUGGAACGACCACGAGCGCAGGAUUCGUGUGCACCAGCACCGCGGCCUCGAUUGUCAGCGAUUUUUUUAAGUGACGGAUCUUAUGCUGACGCUGGCAGAGGGCCUUCUCCUCGACUCAAGCUUUUGACGGAUCCGAUGCCAUUAACCUUGUAUCAUUUAGAUAGAGUUAAUGCUGCUGUCAAAGUGUUUUUAUUUUAUUGCUCUACGAUAAUUUAUGCCCAUUUCCUUAUAAGGGGCGCUGUUAGGAAACGGGAUACGGAUAGCCGCAAGAAAGACAUAAAUGGCUCCAAAUGUGUUUUAAACGAGACAAUAACUAAUGACUACGAGAUUCUGUCGUCAGCCGUGUCUGAAUCCAAAUACAUUUUCACCGCCAGGGUCUUGAGCGUGAAGAAGAUAAAGCGCGGCACAAAACCACACACUAAAGUGUUUAUGUUGUAUAAGCUAUACAUACGGCUGGUUAUGAAGGGCAAUAUCGACGAUCUGAGGAGUCACGUCGUUUCAGGAGACGAGCGUACUUUAAACGGAGCGUUAGUGUUUGUUGACUGGCUUCGAACGAACAAGUGUGCUUACAAACUGUAUAGACAUUCAUCAGGUAUCUUUUUAAGUGACGGUUAUUCAGAAGAUACAAGCAACGGGAAUAAGCGGCGACUACGGUUGUUGAACGAGCCUCUUCCAUUGUCGCUUUAUGAUUUGGAUAGAGUAAAUGCCGCUUUGAAAGGUAAAUAUUUACUAGCUUGUAAGAUGUCGGCCUCUAUAGCCAUUUACGCACAUAAGUUAUAA
Arctia plantaginis is the source of this 1158-nucleotide messenger RNA. The record is from the annotation of a GenBank genome assembly. Lineage: Eukaryota; Metazoa; Arthropoda; Insecta; Lepidoptera; Erebidae.